UCUGACCUCGUAAAAGUAGAUAUGAUAUGUUUUCAGCUUAUGUUUAACUAUGACUGCCGUGAGUGUUGGACUAACUUUAAUUUACUAUCUUAGCUCGUUUACAAAACUUAAUUUAUUUGGAUUGUUUAAUGAUUACAGCAGUCUUUUGUUAAGUAUGUCGCAUCUGAAAAGGUCCCCAAGGAAUUUAAAUCAUUCCUUUACUGUUCUCCUUGAGGCUUGGAAGAAAAAUUUGCUCCAUGGCUUUUUAUUUAGUCUGUAUUAAGUUAUUUGAUUUUUCAUUUUUCCCAUCAAUUUCCUAUCCCUAUCAGAGCAUCAUAAUUUUACUGUUGUUAAUUCUUUUUUUAUCAUGUAAAGGAUUUCAACCAAUUUUUACAAGACAAUUAUAAAUGUGAUAUAAAAUUUUGCCCCAAAGUCAAACCUAUGGAAAAAACAUUAAUUUUUCUUGGAUUAAAGUUGGAACACUACCUUGCUUUUGACCCAGCCUAUUUCAGAUAUUGUUUUCUUGUUUUGGAUGAAGACUUUCUUAAAUGCAAUUAAAGAAGUUGAAUUUUAUGUAAACCUAAAUUGAUUAUACUCUCAUCUGCUUGUGGUCAAGAAGUUUUCAACCCCAUGCUAUUAGCACAAUGGUCAUUGAAAAUAUAUUUAUAAUUUUCUUGAUGAAUAGAGUAUUUUUAAAAAUCUAGCAAAGUUUGCAAGUACUUUACAAAUCACUGUGACAAGAUUUUGCUGUACUCUUCCCUUUUACAUACUCAAAUUUCAGGAGAUUCGUUAUUUUUCCUACUUUACUCGCAACUUUAUCUCAUGUUAUUACAUUUCCUCUAUCAUCGUUAUCCCAUAUUUUGACAUUGUUACCGUGACAAUCUAAACUAGAAUAUGAUUCUCAGUGUUUUGACUUUUACGCUAUCAAGGUUAAGGACUAAAACUGUCGUUCUUUUUCCUAAUGUAGGUAUCUGCCCUUGCUUAUACUUUUGUAGAAUGGGAGGCACCAUCAACUGACUGCUUUUGCCUCCAUAAUAUUGUGUAAUAAUUGUAAAGUAACUGGUUGACAUGAAAUGGCGACCAGUGUUGGUCAGACUUAUUAUGGAUGGUCACAGGAGGAGUUAUCUGAUCGAGAUGAUUCUCAAGAAGCUUCGGUCUCGCAAAUGCUUGAUCAUGGUUCUAUAUCCUUUGGAAGAUUUGCAGCUGAGUCAUUGUCAUGGGAGAAAAGGUCAGUGUUUACUCACGACAGACGCCAGGAGGAACUGGACAAGUUUAGUGGCUUAGUUGCCGAAAAGAAAGCAUACUUUGAAGAAUACUACAGAAGGCUUCGAGCUUUAAAGGCCUUGGAACAGAACCAGCAAACUGAGCUCACAUUGGAUUAUGGUGGUGAUGGUAGUAAUUCUAGCCAAACUGGAGAAGAUGAUGAAACAGCUCUGCAGCAUGGAAGUCUUAGAGAUGGGGCAGCAGAAACUAUUGAUGCCCCUUCUACAGAAACUGAAAAUGAACUAAACUUCAAGCAGGAUACGAAGUGCAGUCAAGCUCUUCAAACUAGACCGCUGUAUCCAGGAUCCACAACAUCAAAUAUAGACUCGCUGAGAAGAAGCAUGGAAAAAAUUGAGCCAGAGAAAAACUUUAACCAUGCUGUGAUGCAAGACCUGGACAGAGAAUCCUUGUCGUCAUUAAGUAGAAGCAUAGAAGAGAUUGAACAGAAUGAUAUCAGUAGUGUUGAUGACAGAGAGAUUCUGAGGGAACAGGAGAGUCCAGGGUCUAAUGUUGAAUCUGGGCCUCCUACCAACAGGUCUGUGUCAGACGUGACAAAUUCUAGAACCGGAGUCUCACAGCAUGCACCUGGUCACAACUUGAUACCAUACAAAACCAAACUGGCUGUUGAGAAACCUCCAGACUGUAAAUCAGUUCCUGAAGUGAAGAAGGCAAGAAACACCACGAUGGCAAUGACUUGUCUGAAGAUGCAAAGCCUCAGGUGUUCCCAUUAAAAGGAAUCAAUCAUCAGAUAGCUGCAAUCAUGCAUAAUGCAGUGUGUCAGCAGCUGCCUGCUGUGUGCGGUUAACUAGUUAUAAUACCUGUUUUCUCUCCUAGUUAAAAUGGCUGCUGCUGUCAAGUGGUACAUAUCUGUAGUCUGUGUAACUUGCUGUAUCAUAUAUGCCAUAAAAGGCUGUAAUUUAGAUCUUGUAUUGCUUUGGAGCGUUGA
Molecule: messenger RNA, 2188 nt
Organism: Phoenix dactylifera (date palm)
Lineage: Eukaryota; Viridiplantae; Streptophyta; Magnoliopsida; Arecales; Arecaceae
Source: RefSeq, a predicted model, not a curated record